AUGGUAGGCAAAAAGAGUGGGAAGGCACUCCUGCGGGAGGAGGGCCUGGAGAGAACUGACAAUAACAUGGACCUGACUUCAUGGCCAGCGAUCAUUCCUAUCAAUCAGAAGAACUACUACACAGACUACCUCAAGCGCGAUGAACAGAUACUUGCAGUCAGAUCACAGCAGGAGGAGGCCCGUAAUAAAAUGAUCAAACAAGCAAAAGACAGGGACAGAGCGUUGGCACAAGGCAAGACCGUCGGCCCGGAUGGUGACAUUGAAAUGGACGACGGUGAUGAAGAAAAUGAGGACGAGGCUUCGAGCGGGGCCAAAACUAUCGUCAUCCACAUCGGAUCUCAGAACCUGCGAGUUGGUCUUGCGAAUGAUGCCCUUCCUAAGACCGUUCCCAUGGUAGUUGCACGUCGGGCAGAAAUGUCGGAAAGCGAACUUGAUAACGGAGAACCGGCGCCGAAGAGAGCAAAGUUGAGCAAUGGUCUCCCACCUCAUGAGCCGGAGAAGCGCUUCGGCGAAGAAUUCGCGAAGAAAUUUGCGGGAAUGUCUAACGAUCUCAAGGUCAGAAUGAGGAUGAACAAACGAAAGGUCUUGCCACAGUCGCGAGAUAUGGUUACAAGCUACAAUCGAAGGAACACCUAUGAGUCCAUCACCGAUUUCAACGACACGAUGCGUAUCGAAUGGACAGACACGUCACAGAAGCCACAAUAUAUCACUGGCAAAGCUGCGCUCCGGAUUCCUGAACUGUCUGAACCAAGGUACAAGCUCUUCUGGCCUAUCCGAAAUGGAUGGAUCAACGAGCAAGAUUAUACCUCAAAACGGUUUGUGUACGAAGAUAUCAGGAUAAUUAUCGAAGAGGCCAUCAACAACCAACUCGAACUUAACAUUCGGACCAGAGAAGAGUGGGGCCAGUAUAGUUGUGUGAUUGUUAUCCCCGAUUACUACGAGAGGACGUAUGUCACCAGUCUGCUCGACAUGGCGAUCACCGAGUUCGGAUUUGCUCGAGUCUGCUUCAUCCAGGAAAGUCUAGCAGCAUCCUUUGGUGCUGGUUUUACGGUUGCUUGUGUUGUGGAUAUCGGUGCGCAGAAGACAUCUAUAUCUUGUGUGGAGGACGGAAUGGUAAUCGACAAUUCGCGAGUUAACCUCAAAUAUGGCGGUGCAGACAUCACCGAAGCAUUUGUGAAAAUGACCAUAUAUAAUCAUUUUCCAUAUGCAGAGAUCAACUUGAAUCGGAGAUACGAUAUUCAGCUGGCCGAGGAGUUGAAGCAGAAAUUCUGUACUAUGACUGAAGCUGACGUCUCAGUCCAACUCUAUGACUUCCAUCUACGGGCACCUGAUCAGGAAACACGCAAAUACACAUUUAAGAUCUACGAUGAGGUCAUCCUCGCACCUAUGGGACUGUUCAAGCCCACCAUUUUGGAUAACUCUGGAAAGCUGAAUGGACGUCGAAAACUCGUGGAAAAAUCGUACGACAUCUACGACAACAAACCUAAUGACCCAAGCUCAACAGCCCAAGCCGAGAUCCUGACUGCUAUCGCUCCUGAGGAAGUUCUUACCUCAACGGCCAAGCCCACGACAAAGCCAAAUGUGACCACCAAUGGUAUCACCAAUGGCUCAAAGGAGGAGUCUUUCAACGACUCACGUCGCCCUUCUUUCAGUAAUAUCAAAGAAAUGGAUGCUACGCCCCAACCUUCUGCAGCCAGCUCCCCAGCGCGGCAGAUCGACGGAACCCCUCAGCCAGACGAGAAUGAGGGUGCUGCACCAGGGCACGAGAAGCUUAAGGUCGAAGAAGAGGAAGAAGAGCCUGUCUCAAUUGAGCGACGCGACGAUGUUCUCCCUAUUUACCCCUUACAUAACGCCAUCGUUACGUCGAUUACUCACGCAGCACGUGGUUCGGCAUCCAAGACUGGGGAUCUGCUAGGUGGGAUCAUGUUGACAGGAGGAACCAGCAUAAUUCCAGGCCUGGGACAGCACCUCGAGGACUCGUUGCGAGGGGUCCUCCCAGGCUACAGCAAGGAUAUUGUGGUUGGACGGCCUCCAAGGGAACUCGAUCCACAGGUUGUUGCGUGGAAGGGUGGAGCGGUCUUUGGCAGGAUGUCGAGGACCAAUGAUAGCUGGGUCAAUUCAUUCUUGUACGAGCGAUUGGGCGAGAGAGUACUGGCACACAAAUUGAUGUGGGCGUGGUGA
Messenger RNA from Exophiala aquamarina CBS 119918, 2181 nucleotides. RefSeq lists its product as uncharacterized. The transcript is spliced from 2 exons. Gene Ontology annotation, cellular component: Ino80 complex. Lineage: Eukaryota; Fungi; Ascomycota; Eurotiomycetes; Chaetothyriales; Herpotrichiellaceae. Gene Ontology annotation, biological process: double-strand break repair; regulation of DNA-templated transcription. Bases 1 to 2181 code for a protein of 726 amino acids. The record is from RefSeq and is a predicted model, not a curated record.